AUGCAUCUCUUCAAAACUGAAUUGAUUGGGAUUUCUCUCAAUAUCCUUGAGUUAUGCUCUACUAUCACAGUUCGUUUACAGCUUUACACUGUAUUUUCAUCUGCAUUGCUCUUGACUGUGAUUCUAGUCUUAGGUCCAUUUUUGGAGCCCCUUCCAAUGUGCAUUCUUGCUUGCAUUGUCAUCGUUAGUCUUAAGAGCCUCUUCCUGCAGGUUAGGGAAUUACCUCGUUAUUGGAGAAUCAGCAAAUACGAUUUCGCAAUAUGGCUGGUUGCUUGCUUGUCGACCAUUUUUACCGAUGUAACAAAAGGAUUGAUAAUAUCCAUUGCCUUUGCGCUUCUAUCUGUAGUUCUCAGGGAGCAAUGGCCGCGAUUUUCCACGAGUAAAAUGGAAGAAGUUCCUCCUCAGCAUGUCCCUGAGGGUGUUUCUCUGCUCAAAUUUGAAUCUCCUCUUCAUUUCGCCAAUGUCACAUUGUUCAUCGACAAAAUAUCGGAGAUGAUAGCUUCUAUCAAGAAGGAG
Cylicostephanus goldi is the source of this 516-nucleotide messenger RNA. The record is from the annotation of a GenBank genome assembly. Lineage: Eukaryota; Metazoa; Nematoda; Chromadorea; Rhabditida; Strongylidae.